Messenger RNA from Monoraphidium neglectum, 180 nucleotides. RefSeq lists its product as hypothetical. The record is from RefSeq and is a predicted model, not a curated record. Lineage: Eukaryota; Viridiplantae; Chlorophyta; Chlorophyceae; Sphaeropleales; Selenastraceae. The transcript has a single exon. The annotation marks the transcript as partial.
GCCCACCUGGAGCCCGAGCAGCACCUCAAGGCCGGCCGCCACGGGGAGUGGGCCGCCGACGCGCUGCGUGCCGGCCCCAAGACUGGCGCGUCGUGGGGCGUCACGCUCGCGCCGCCCGGUUACAGUGAGGAGGGGAACCCCGACAUUGCAGACAUCGUGCGCAGCCAAAACAGGCGCUGA